Molecule: messenger RNA, 1542 nt
Organism: Glycine soja
Lineage: Eukaryota; Viridiplantae; Streptophyta; Magnoliopsida; Fabales; Fabaceae
Product: probable pectinesterase 68
Exons: 5
Coding region: 250-1314 (354 amino acids)
Biological process (GO): cell wall modification
Molecular function (GO): pectinesterase activity
Source: RefSeq, a predicted model, not a curated record
ACACUAACACUGCAGUGAUCGUAUUAAUCAGCUAGCCACAAGGUACCCAAAUAGCCUCAGGCUAUAAAUUUCAAUACCCCUCUCGCCAAUUGAUCUGUUUUAAUUUGUACUUCCACUUCCACAUUGCAUCUGGUGUGUUUUUUCUUCUACUAUAGCUAUCUUUCAUUCUCUCUCUAGCUACACACAACCUCUGUAUAUUCUCCGCGCGCGCUUUCGAUCGAUGCUAUUAUAGUGUUCCCUACCUACCUUAUGGCUCCUCUCUUCAUCUCAAUGCAAAUGCUUCUUCUGGUUUUCACUUGCAUAUUAUUGCAUGUCACAUGCACAACUUACCACGACAGCACCCCCAAAACAGUGCCUUCUACAAACUCCUCUAAGUGGGUGGGGCCCAUCGGACACCGAGUAAUCACCGUUGACGUUAACGGCGGAGCCCAUUUCCGCUCAGUCAAAGCCGCCGUCAAUGCUGUCCCGGAGAACAACAGAAUGAACGUCCUUAUUCAAAUAAGCGCCGGAUAUUACAUAGAGAAGGUGGUAGUGCCCGUGACGAAGCCGUACAUUACGUUUCAAGGUGCGGGAAGGGAUGUGACGGUGAUAGAAUGGCAUGAUAGGGCUAGUGACCCUGGUCCCAACGGCCAACAACUGCGUACUUACAGAACUGCUUCUGUUACUGUUUUUGCCAAUUAUUUCUCUGCCAGGAAUAUCAGCUUCAAGAACACAGCACCGGCACCCAUGCCGGGAAUGGAGGGGUGGCAAGCGGCGGCGUUUCGCAUAUCCGGAGACAAAGCCUAUUUCUCCGGCUGUGGAUUCUACGGUGCACAAGACACUCUUUGCGACGACGCUGGCCGCCAUUAUUUCAAAGAAUGUUACAUCGAGGGCUCCAUAGAUUUCAUCUUUGGCAAUGGCAGGUCCAUGUACAAGGAUUGCAGGCUACACUCAAUUGCGACGAGGUUUGGGUCAAUAGCAGCCCAAGACAGGCAAUUCCCAUACGAGAAGACGGGCUUCUCAUUCGUACGGUGCAAGGUGACAGGAACAGGCCCAAUUUACGUGGGCCGUGCAAUGGGCCAGUACUCCAGGAUUGUCUAUGCCUACACUUACUUUGACGGCAUAGUUGCACAUGGUGGUUGGGAUGAUAUUGAUUGGAACACUUCCAACAAUAACAAGACUGUGUUCUUUGGAGUGUACAAAUGCUGGGGACCAGGAGCAGCGGCUAUACGUGGAGUCCCAUUGGCCCAAGAGCUAGAUUUCGAAUCUGCACAUCCAUUCCUUGUCAAGAGUUUUGUCAAUGGAAGACACUGGAUUGCACCCUCUGAUGCUUAGUUAACUGAUAAUAUUCCAAUCAACCAAAGAAAAAAAAAAAAACUCCAUAGGAAAUUGCACAGUUACAGUCUAUCCAAUACUAUUGAUGUCAUUAUCUCCUUUUUUUCUGGGUUUAACCAUAGGAAAUUCAUUCAUUCAAUAUUUAAUAAGAGAUAUUUCUUCUUGUUAGGUAACUGACAAAUAUACUCGAUGGCCUGGAUUUUAUAUUGAUUAUUCUUUUUUAUUUUU